UGGUCUCUAGUUAAGCGACCGAGCACCUUUUUCAAACUUAGCGCCAAGUCCCACCCUGCGACGGCGUUAAUUGGAUUAGACCAGGUCUGCGGCCAGCCAACUCUAGUUGGAUUUCGUCAUCGCACAGAACAGAACACAACAUGGGAAUGCACUUUCAAAAGAUCCUGGUCGUGGGAGCGAUUGUGAUUGGAUUCCUGUCAACGCUUGUCCUCCUGGUGGGAACCCUGCUCAAGGACUCGAUACCUAAUGUGUUGACGCCGCAGGAGCGCCAGUAUGCCUUCGACUACGUGAUUGUUGGAGCUGGCACGGGGGGGAGUACACUUACCUCUCUUCUGGCCAAGCACAGCAACGGCACUGUGCUGCUCAUCGAGGCCGGUGGCCAGUUCGGCCUGCUCAGCCGGAUUCCCCUGCUGACCACCUUUCAGCAGAAGGGUAUCAACGAUUGGUCCUUCUUGUCGGUCCCGCAGCAUUACUCCUCCAGAGGUCUCAUUGACCGGCGCCAGUGCCUUCCCAGGGGCAAAGGUCUGGGUGGUUCCGCCAACCUCAACUACAUGCUGCACUUCGAAGGCUACGGGGCGGACUUUGAUUCCUGGCGUGAUCUGCACAACCUGAGUGAUUGGAGCUGGGCGCACAUGCGAUCUUUCAUGGCAGCCGCUAAGCCCAAGCCGGCGGAAAUGUUCGAAGUCCCUCGUGGCUAUUCCAAGCUAAGUGAAGCCCUGGACGAAGCGCAGGCUGAGUUUGCGCACAAGGAUUGGGUUUUUCGGCGUUCCAGAUAUAAUAUUAAGAAUGGCCUGCGCCACUCGGUGUUGCAGCAGUUCUUGAACCCAGUGCUUCAUAGCUCCAAUCUUCGCCUGCUUCCCGAGGCAUUGGUGAAGCGGAUACAGCUGUCGCCCGACCGGCUGCCCCGUGCCACCUCCAUUCUGGUUGGGACUAAGGAUGAGGACAACAAGGAGCAGGAGUUUAGUGUCGAGGUGAGGAAGGAGUUGAUCCUCUGCGCUGGAGCCUAUCAAACUCCGCAGCUCCUCUUGGCCUCUGGAAUCGGUGAGAGGAGCAUCUUGGACAAGCUGGGCAUUCCCCUGCAGCACCACUUACCUUCUGUGGGUCAGAACCUGCACGACCACUUCAACCUUCCCCUCUUCGUUUCGAUGGGAGCCACAGGAGCCACGAUUAAUCAGAGAACACUCCUAAACCCCAUGACCUUAAUCAACUUCCUCAGCUCUGGGACCGGACCUCUGGGCAAUUUUGGAGUACUGGGCAACGUGGCCAGCCAUGGCGGAUCCUCACCCUUCGGCAUCACCUUCUUUGGAGCCGGCGCUAUCGACGAGGCCUCCCUUAUGUCCAUAUCCAACUUCAAGGGCGCCGCAUUUCGAGCGCUCUUUCCGCGCUACUACAACGCCUCCCAGGAGGGAUUCGUCGUGAUCUCUAGCUGCCUGCAGCCCAGAUCUCGAGGCUCCGUCGGCCUCCUUAACCGGCACAUGCGACGGAAUCCCCUGAUCGAUCCCAACUACCUCAGCCGGGAGGAGGAUGUGGCCUGCACCAUUGCGGCCAUUAGGAGUGCCGUGAAGCUGGUCACCUCUGCAGCCUUUGCUUCACUGCAUCCCCGAAUCCACUGGCCAAAGCUGCAAGAGUGCUCCAACUUCGGUCCCUUUGAGAGGGACUUUUCCGAGCAACUGCCCUCGGAUCACUACUUGGAGUGCCUGCUGCGCCACAUUGGCCUCGGUUCUCAUCAUCCGGGCGGCACCUGUGCCCUGGGCAGCGUCGUGGACACCCAGCUGAGAUUACAGGGGGUGUCCAAUGUUCGGAUAGUGGAUGCCAGCGUGCUACCCCGGCCCGUCUCGGGGAAUCCCAACUCGGUGGUCGUCGCCAUCGCAUUGAGAGCAGCCUCCUGGAUACUCAAGAGCGAACUGCAGGCCGGCCCCGCAUCUGAUUUAAAAUGAUUUCUCUGUGAGAUUGCUAUAAAACCGUUUAGCUUUCGGGUAAUCACACUGAACAAAAUUAAUAGCAGGAAAAGUAAUUUAAUUAUAGAGAAUUUAGUUUGUUAAAAGAGAUCCAGGACAAAUAAUGAUUAUUGGAAAAUUUUAUAAAUAAACAGAUAAAUUAUCCACUUGGAAUCUGCUUCAAAUAAAAGGAUAAUAUUAAUAUCCUCUGAAUCUUUGUGGGAUAAUCUAUCAAUUUGCAGUAGGAUUUUUAUAUUUAGAAUGAAUUUUAUGAUUUAAUUUAUGAUUGAAGUUGUGUAAUAUUAUAAAAAUAUAAUUUAUAUUUUGAAUCGAAAUAAACAAUCAUUUGUUUUAAGAACAAAA
Drosophila kikkawai is the source of this 2300-nucleotide messenger RNA. RefSeq names its product neither inactivation nor afterpotential protein G (gene ninaG). Lineage: Eukaryota; Metazoa; Arthropoda; Insecta; Diptera; Drosophilidae. The record is from RefSeq and is a predicted model, not a curated record. Gene Ontology annotation, molecular function: flavin adenine dinucleotide binding; oxidoreductase activity, acting on CH-OH group of donors.